AUGACCGCUGCUGACGUGGUUAUCCCUUUGCAAGAGGAAUGCGCCGACAGCAGCCGCACUGAUACGAGGCCGCACUACCGGUUUUUUUUUCUGAACAGCAUUCUCUGCCGCACCGAGACCGCCGACGCUAGUUUCCGACCCUCCGACGUCUUCGUUGGGCGGGAUCCCCCACCACGAGGCACGGCGACGCUCGGCGAUGCCUCACGAAUCGUUGACGACGCGACCGCACCCACUUUUUCCGCCGAUGUGGAUAGAGACUGUCCCAUUUUCAACACCUUCGGUGUUUUAUCGGGAGGUGUUCUUAUUGACCCCAACACCCGAUGCUUUGUGGACUUUGUGGACGACGCCGUGGUGGCCCCAGCCAUGUCGCAGGCGACAGACGACGACAAUGUGGCCCACUACGAGUCACUUGCGUACGCCAAAAUCCGCGCUGAGGGUGCCAUGUGUUUAUGUUCCUCAAUUGAGCCGUUGAAUGCGCCCGGGACACGCGAUACACCACUCUCCUGGCCACGUUCACUUCGGCUUGCGCAACCCGUCGACGCACGGGUUUUGGCGCUGCGUAACGUAUACCGUGUGCUGCGACGCUGUGUGGCGGGGGCGCCGGUGGAUCGCGAGACGCUAACAUUUUUAGAGGUGUACCGCUGCCAUCUAAAGAGCAAACGCCCGACAGCGCGGUUUAUGACGGAAAACAUCCCCUUUCGUUUUCAGCACGGUGGCAGGGCAGUUCUUCUUCAGCACCACAACGAUGGCGAUGAUGAUGGUGGUGAGGAGGAGGGGGAGCGGGAGUGCGAGGAGGUAGAGGCAAACGAUAAGACGAGGAAGAGUGGCAAUGGCGGCGGUGGCAGCGGUAGUCGUCGUAGUAGUAGUGAGGGGCGCCCCAUUCCCACCGGUGGGUCGCCCUUCUCGGAGUUUCACACCUUCACGGGGCUUCCCAAGAUGGCCUCCGUCAAACACGAGGAAAAGGUCGUGACCACGCCCGGACACGAGUACGCCAUGCGCCUGGAAAUGCGACUGCAGCGGCUGGUGCGACCGCAGCGCGACAACCUCUCGAUUGGAAAACGCCCCCGGUGUCACCCCGAGGCGACGGAGUUUCAAACGCUUUGGUGGACGUUCCUUCGCUACGUUCCACUUAUCCGCGUGUGCCCCUCCCCCGCACCCAACGCGGAGGGUCGCACGGAGUGGUACCUCGCCGACGACAGCGACGUAAAGUACAGGAAUGAAGUGCUGGAGUUUGAGGCUGCACGGGCUGGCGGUGGCGGUCCACGGUGGAGCAUCACUGCAAUCGCCGAUGCAUGGGACUGGCUGCUCCGGCACGAUCGCGAACGCCUGCUGCGACGCCUUGCGAGGCUUAAACGCUGCGUUGAAAAACUCCAGUUGUAA
Molecule: messenger RNA, 1380 nt
Organism: Trypanosoma rangeli
Lineage: Eukaryota; Euglenozoa; Kinetoplastea; Trypanosomatida; Trypanosomatidae
Exons: 1
Coding region: 1-1380 (459 amino acids)
Source: RefSeq, a predicted model, not a curated record